Messenger RNA from Cyphellophora attinorum, 3105 nucleotides. RefSeq lists its product as uncharacterized. Gene Ontology annotation, biological process: meiotic cell cycle; regulation of synaptonemal complex assembly. The coding region runs from base 1 to 3105 and encodes 1034 amino acids. The record is from RefSeq and is a predicted model, not a curated record. The transcript has 11 exons. NCBI's taxonomy places the organism in Eukaryota, Fungi, Ascomycota, Eurotiomycetes, Chaetothyriales, Cyphellophoraceae.
AUGCUAUCAGAGGUGAAGAGUGAGCUCAUGAAGCUGUCGUUAUCUCCAGCGAAAGCUGUACGCAAAGCUCGAGCAAUCCUUGAUCAAUCCGAAUCGGUCGACAAGUAUCUACUCGGGCUAUCCAACGACGACCAUUAUGCCUUUCCGGAUCUUGAGCUCUGCCUACAGUCCCUGCCACUCCGCAGCGAAGAUGUGUCAUCCGAGGAAAGAAGUGAGUUGCACAGCAUGGGCUUGAGGCUGUGGAACGCUUGCUGCGGCCUCGAUCGGGACGUGUUGGGUGAGAAGGAUAGGGCGAAUAAGGCUAAAGUAAGGGCGUUUGCGUCUCUUCUGCUUGAGAGUGCUUGGUCGAGGAGUGCUCUGUCCAUGGAAGUACAUCUCAAGGCAUUGAACAUUGGCUGUCUGGCUGCAAGAGCCUGCCUAGCACAUAACGAUGUCCCCCUUGCCAACAAGGUCGUCGAGACUGUUGCUCCGCAUGACCAGCAAAUUCAAAUUGCGUUGCGAGAUGACAUGACGAAAGUCUAUACUACGAGCGGUAGCUCUGCAGUUGUCUUUGUGCUGACACGCAUAGCAUUAGCCUGGAAACAAGAACGUCUCGAUCUCGCAAACCAUUUCUACCAAAGCCUAUACAAAUCGGAUUCGACUCUUCCUAAUUUCCAUGACGGACGUGCCGCCGACCUUUGCCUCGAGAUUGGCGUUGAUCUGCUCGACGGAGGACUGUACAGUGCCGCCUUGGAGUGGCUGGAACGAGCGAAACUACAAAAUGAGCUUGCGGAAGGAGAUGCAGCUGUUGAUGACCCCGAAGAGCUGCGGUUGAACAUCCUUCAUGCGACAGUCAGGGCUUUGAUGGGUAUCGGUAGCGAUGCACUUCUUCAUGCGGCACAAGAUACCUUGGACGCGAUGAAGCGUGACUUCGGACAACGGCUGCCAGUUCUCCUACUGGAGAUCGAGAUGAUGCAAAAAAGCGAGGCGAUCGAUGUCGAACGAUACAGUUCUGUGCUGCUGACCAUCGUUCGGACCGUCUACAUAACCGGUCCAAAUCACAAAUUGAUCAUGUAUCACAUUCAUCAGCUGAAAGCGCUCAGCGAUCAACAUGCAUAUGACCUGCUCAAGCAAUAUACUAUGACCCGUCUGGUGCCAGACUACAUCGAAGACUACAUCGAAUCCGCCAUUGUGGUACUGUGCUGGCUGGGAUCUGCGACAGAGUCAACCUUUGAGGUGCUUCCGGAAGAGCUUGAUGCUCUACAUAAGGCCCGCCCAAGAGGUCUGCGCGCUGAUGCUGCGAACGCUGCGGUACUCGUCCUCGGGAAGAUCAUUGAAGGACACAACGCGAAGUCGAAGCUGGAACAGAUCAUCUCAUAUUGUCGCGCCGCCCUGAAUCCGCUCUUUGCCGAGAUAGGAGACCGCAAUAGAGCCAGGAUACAGAGGACAAUGAUAGACGCACAGAUAAGGUCCGAAAACCUGCAAACGGCACUUACGUGCUGGGACGAUGUUGCAGAUGCGGCCAAGAAGGAUGCUUCCACGGUGUUCCUUCGCUUUCGCAUGGCUGUGGCAGCUGGCGAUGACGCCGGCACCGACACUUUCGGAGCCGCCCUCGUCAACUGUGCGGACACCAGUGCAGAUCUGCUGAUGAGCUGUGCCACUGAGAUGAAGCAAACCGGAAGCCUUCGUCGCGCUGCAUGGUUCAUGCAGCGAGCCCUCGAGAAAUUGACUGGCCAGGAGCCGCCGCACGUCAAUUUCGAUACGAUCCUGUACUCUACAGCCCGUCUCCAUCUCGGGGUUCUGGAAGAGAAUAUUGAGCAGAUCGACUACGAAGUCCUCUCUAUGCUCUGCAGUGUCUUCCGCACCGCUGCGAACCAUCACACUCGGGGGGCUGGACGUGGUGACGAGAAGCUCUUACCUGAUGUAUGCGAGUGGUUCGAGAAGGCUGGGUUCAAUGCUGCUUUGAAGCACGCGAAGCAAUGGCCGACCAAAUACACCAUUGACCUCCUUGAGCAUUGCACUGUCUUCAGCAAUGAGGUCAGUCACCUGGCGAAUGUUCUGUUCCUGCAGGCCAUGCUUUACGCCACGGCAGCACGUCAGUGCAUACACUCGACCACGAUCGAAGACAUUCCACGCACAUCCUACCACGCUCGCGAGCCACCGCAGACCCACCGUUUGCGACAUCACCUAUACAAGCAGGUGCUGCACCGCUACCACCGACUAAAGUCAAUGUUCGAUCCAGGUCGAGUCACUGAGGGCGGCGUAGACCUUGACAUUCAAGGCAAGGCUGCAGACACCUUGGUCAUGGCGUUCGAGGCACAAGUCUUCCUCUGCAAAGUGAAAAUCAUCGACGGCCUGCCAGCGAGCGAGUUGAGUUUGCUGCAGCUCAUCGACGACAUACCAAAGCUUACAGAAUCUCUCAAGGCACAUGCUUGCGUCGGAGAUCUCGUACUGUCGGCGACGCUGUCGCAGACCGGAGAUUCAGGCACUCUUGAGAGUGGCGGCCACCUUCCUCUCACGACCGCUAUUGCUCUCAUUGCCCGGCUGUUGACACUCUUCCGUGAGCGAGACUGCUAUACGACCACGCAAGCCGCUCGAUGGAUUCGUUGUAUCGUGCAGCUGGUGCUUGACGUUCAGCCGCCCGUCUCGACUAGCACAGUGACGAAGCCAGAUUCAGGGUCUCCCAACACGCAGGCAACCUUGACCACAACGACGAGCACUACUGUCAACAACAAGACCCUGGACAUUCUUUCACCGGUCGUGGCGGAAUCUAUAUCAAUCGCUCGCGCCGCGGCUGAGGCUAUGAGCGUGACCAAUCCACUCGGAGAAGUCCCCAGGCGUGCAGCUGCCCAGAAUGAAUUGUAUCCGGCAGACGAACUUCAGUGGCUCGCAACGACACUGUUCAACCUUGCAGUAGAUCUGCACUUCGCGAAUCAGCCGGACUUAGCUUCUCAGUGGGCCAGAGGUGCGAUUGAGCUGGCUGAUAUACUGGCGUUAUAUCUUGACGGGAAGAGUGGUGGCUCUGGGCCGGGCGCUCAGGCCGGCGGCGGUCGUGGCCUGGCUCAGACGUUACGCAAGAAGGCUGUCCUUGCUGGGUGGGUCAUGAUGGAUCUCAACAUAAGCUGA